Symbiodinium sp. CCMP2456 is the source of this 2022-nucleotide messenger RNA. The record is from the annotation of a GenBank genome assembly. Lineage: Eukaryota; Dinophyceae; Suessiales; Symbiodiniaceae.
AUGAUCUGCAGGACCGACCUGAUCCAGAGGUCAAAAUCGUCAGUCCUGGCUGCUUACGAGUUGAAGGCAAGCCUCGGGCGAGGAGGUGUCGGCCGUGUGGUGCAGGCAGCCUGCCGGCGAACACAGAUCACCAGAGCUGUCAAGAUCACCAGCCAAAAGUCUGAUCCGUCAGGUUUCGAGGUGUCUUUGAUGAGCAAGUUGGACCAUCCGAAUGUCGUGCGUCUCUUCGAGACCUUCGUUGAGGAGUCCCAAGGCCAGAUACACUUGGUCAUGGAGCUUUGCAAAGGAGGUGCGUUGCCCAGCUAUGCCCGGGAGUUCUGGCCACCCCUGGAAGAGGCUGCGGGGGCUGUGAUCAUGUGGCAGUUGCUGGGGGCGGUGAACUACCUCCACAAACAGUCGCUGAGCCACGGGGACAUCUGCCCUGCCAACGUCCUUAUGCUCCACUUCGACCGACCGCCUGAGCAGAACGUCACGAAGCUCAUCGACUUCGGAGCGCACGCCGGGCGUCGGACGCACGAUCUUCCUUCCUCUGGCUUGGUCAUGAGAGCUUUGCUGGGCUGGUGCUCCGGAAUGAAGGGUGCCUCUCUGAGAGAAGCCCCCGUGAUGAAGAAGGGCCAAGCGGCGGUCUACAGCGAAGGGGGCCUCGGUGUGCCCAUCAGCAAGGCCGCGGCAGAGCUCCUCGCGCGCUUCGCAGGCUCCGAGACCGACGCGGCGUUCACUGCUGAAAAGGCCCUGUGCCACACCUGGUUCAUCCGCACAAGGCACGGAGAAGUUCCACUGCGCAAGGCGACUUCUAAGAGAGGUGCGAGGAAUGAGCCCGAGGCCAGCACGCCAAGAGAGGCAGGCUCACGUGGCAAAAAAGACCAAGAAGGUGGUAGACGAGACAGGAACAAAGAGACCAAGCCGAGGAGCGAGAAGAAGGGCGACGGAAUGGAAGAAAAGCCCGUGACAGCUGCAGGGUGGUGGGGUUCGCAAGCGGAACUCCCGCAGAACUUCGUGGCACGGCUGCGCGCUUUCUGCACCGUCAGCAGUGUCUCCAGGGCCAUUCUACUGGUGGCGGCCGACUGCUUGGAGGAGGAAGCCCUGGCGCCACUGCGGGCGGCCUUCCAGCGCUUGGACGGCUGGUGCCCGGACGGCCUGCUGACCGAGGAGGACCUGAGGCACCGGCUUCCAAAGUUGGGCUGCAAGGAUGCCCCAAAGGACUUGGACCGCUUGCUUCUGGAGGCCGACGUCGAUGGGGUGGGGCUGCUGGACUACACCACUUUCCUCGCCAUUGCCAUGGGUGCUCAGGUGCUCUCCAGCGAACUUGGCCAAAGAGUCUUCAAUGUUCUCGACCGAGACCAGGACGGCAUCAUCUCAAUGGCUGAUCUGGCUGCUUUCCUGGGCCGUGACGAGGACGAGACACAGCUGUCAUCCGGGCUUGCGCCAUUGACCUUCGAAGGUUUCCAGACACUUCUGACAGACUUGGCCAAGCGCCAGGAAAACUUCGGACAACCCUUGUCGGAGGUGCAGCACGUCUUGUCCUCUGCAGCUGUGGAGCGGCUUCAAGUGGCAAUGGAAACGGUUUCAGGACUGGCUUUUGGUGAACGAUCUGAAAUCAUCAAGGCCAAGCGCCGCAUUGCGGAUGCUGCAGCGAAAAAGCGCCUAGCCACGGAAGAGCGGCGCCGAAAAGAGAAGUCGAGGUCACGGCGAAGGAAAGUCUUGCCUUUGGAGGGCCUUGGCCAGCCUGAUGUGCGUGCAGAGGCAGACCCUGUCGCGAUGAGCCUUCUCGUGGAAGACAGCAGCGACGGCGAUGGCGGCGACGGCGGGGAGGGUGAUUCAUCCUCCGAGCCCUCUCAAGCGCCGUCGCGCGCCUCGCAUUCGGAUGUGGGAAGCCGUUCAGGGGCCACAGGGGCCACCAGCACCCCAAGCGACCCGGUCUUCGAAAGAGACAGAGAGUCAGAGUCGGAGCCCGGGCUCCGACCUGAAACUUUUCCUCGUCCUCGCCGUCGUGAAACCCAACGCCUCAGGGUGAGUUUGUAG